AAAUCAUACUUGGAAAGCAGUGUUGGUUUGUUAGGGAUCAUCUUUUUGCAUGAAGGUAAAUGUUUCCAUGACUAUUGUCCUCUUUUGUUAGAGAUGGCGGCAGCUACGUCGAUUUUUCAAAACUCUUACUCUGGUCUGGGCCACCGGGGUCCAAACCCAGCACACGGAGUGCAACAUGUUCAAGGGGCACGUCAAGCAGUCCCAGGAGCUUCAGGAGCUUCACGCACUGAGGAGCAGCACCACAAACCUUUCUUCUACGUCCAGCCCUCACAGCCGUAUGUGCCCAUGCAGAGUCUGCAGUGGCCGGUACCUGUGCCCAUACCCAUGUCCUACAACCCUUACUACGGCUACCAUGGUUUAGGUUAUGGAGUGCCAAUGAUGCCCCACUAUCAGCCAAAUCCAUACAUGGAGCCCCCUGGCUUUGUUGUACCUCACACCCAUCUCCACUUGAUGGACUACAGGCGCAUGCUCAACCCCCAGUAUUACCAGACCAUGGCCUAUCACUCCCGCAGGUUCCGCUAUCAACACAACAGCGCGACCAGAGAGAUGACCAGCUCUCAGGUUCAGACUGAGCCACUGGCCGCAACCCAGAGGACCAGCACGCCAGGUUCCACUGACGCUGAAACCACCAGUGGUAUCUCUGUCUGCAGCAGUGACGCCCCCUGUGGCCCCACCAGCCAGAUGCUCUCACCACCGUUGAUUUUGCAGAAAGGGAAUCAUUCUCUGGAGCUCAAAGAUCUGGUGGUGCCCUCUUCUCCGACCAGGAUGUCGUCAAAUGGCGGCGGCUUUGUGAUUCAGACUGAGGAAGUGAGGAUCGAGUGCUGCACCACACCGGUGGGGCUGCAACUUCUUCACUCCCAUGAGACUGCGGAAGUGUCCCACAGGUACCCGCAAGAUGUAGUCCAGUGCAGCGCUGUCCUCCAGGGCAGCAUGCUGCAGGAUGACGGACCACACCUUCCCAUAGAGCAGUCGGAUCAGACACAUCAAGCUUGUCCAGACAUUCUUUUGGUUGGUGGACACGGCACUCCUGCUCCUGAGGAGACCAGGAAUCAGAUGGACUCUGACACUGAGGUUUCUACUUUGGGAUCUCAAGUAGCUACUCUCAGUGAUGUUGAGAAGAGGAGUGAGGAUGACCUGAUUAAAUGCUCAGAGAAUGCCCAUUUGAAAGUUGUCCACUUGCCCUUCGACCCCAAGUAUCUGGAGGAGCUGCAGAAGAUGGAGUCCACCGUGUGGUCGACAGAGGAAACCUUGAUCCCCUCCCCUGAAUCGCGGAUCCGAAAUGACUCUCACUUUGCCAAAGUGUCUCGGGAAGAUGUCCUCACUAUGAAAGAGGAAACUCGGAUACAAGAGAUAGUCUCCAUGUUGGAGAUGCCUCCUCUGGUGGAGAAUGCACUGGAGGAUAUGGUCCCUAGACAGAUGGAUGAGUUGGUGUCAGAAUCCAAUAUCUGCUCUGCGAUGGAUGUUGCAGAGAAAAUUCCUAUGACCAAACUGAUACACACAGCAGAGGUGGAUCUUGCGCGUGAUUUGUUGGUUAAUUCCCCUCUCAGGGGAAAUGGAGACCAACAGAGAGAAAAAGACUUCCAGGACACUUCAUUUGAAUCGUUGCCUGCCUACCUCCCCUCAAGUAGCUGGCUCGCUGACUUUGAUAACGUCUACUACUGUAGCAAGAUGCCACCAACUCCCAAAAAGCUGUGCAAACCCGUGAGCAACUGUGGUUUGGACGUUCCCUCUCGACGAAGAAAACUAGAGCUUGAAUACAAAGAACAACUUGGUGUUCGCAAACCAAAAGAGCGGUUCAAACCCAAAGAGAAGGUGGAUCGGCGAAGCCUCUCGGACCACGAAUGCUGCCUCAGAAGGAACUUCAAUGAGAAUUCAUUCUCCUCGUAUGCGUCGAAGAGGGAGCGACUUUGCUCCAGGUGUUUGGCAAAACGACGGAUCUGCACAUCUGCCGGUGCGGGAGUCGAUGGCGGGAGCUCGAAGCGAAAAGCUGUCCCACUUCAACAGUGGAACGACGCACUCGUACCGACGUGUGAGGCGUGUAAGUUUCACACCAAGAAACUGAUUAGAAAAGGCUCCAAUCCUGUUAUUCGUUGUCUUCAUAAUGGACAUGAUACUGAGGGAGAAUGUUCUGAGAACAGUCUGUGUCGCAGGGGCCCAAAAUUGAGGCCAGGCAAUGACCCCAGGAAGCUUGCAGACUUUAAGAGGCCACUGGCCUCCAAGCAGAACUUGGAGAAGUUCCCUGCAGCGAUGACGUACCCCAAACUGAGGGAGAAGAACUGUGUGUGUAACGACCCACAACAUCAGGCUGUCGCAUGGGAGCGGCUGCGCUCCUGUCCCCACGGCAACAACAUGCGUGAAAUGGACGAAAACUGUGUGUCGCCCAUUUCCCUUCAGGAGAAAUGGAGGAGCAUGGAUCAAAUGUACCUGACGCACAGAUGGCAAAAUGGUCCUCAUUCAACGGAGAAGUCAUGGAAAGCAGUGAUGCCUAACCCUGAUGUUGAUGUCUCCAAGAAUGAAGCCAGAUCACAGCACUGGAACAAACACAAGAAAUCACAAGGAACACGUAGAAAAGACACACGAUGCUGAUUUUUUUUUUUGCACAAGAGCACAAUGUGGGGAAAAAAAAGCACUUUUUAAAAAUGUUGUAUGCACUUUAAUUUAUAAUUUAUUUCACUAAAUAUUUGUACAAAGGAAAAAUCACUGUUCACUAUUUAUUAACCUUUAAAUAAACACAAAAUUUAUUAUAACGUUUUUGUAUUUUUCUUGGUUUCUUCAAGUGUUGUUUGUACAAUGAAUGCUGUAGUAACUAUAUUUGUCCACUAGAUGGAACUGUUUUUAUAUGCACAACAUGAUUGUUUGCCAAUGUACAGUCAUGGCAAAUGAAGCAGUCAUGUUGUGCAUAUAAAAUAAGUCAAAUGUAAUGUAAAUGUAAUGUAAAUCCUGAAUAUAAGACUGCAAAUAUUGGCAUGAGACUCAUAACUGACUGUCUAAUGUAGGAAUGACUGCUCAGUCCAUGUCACUGAUUGCACAGCAGCUGCCAGGGAAUCAAACCUGUGACCUUUUGAUAACAGUGUGACCUUUUAUUGACUAAUACGAUAUUUUUUUGAAAAAAACAACUAAGGAAAAGUAAGGUUGCUUCAUUUGAAACCAGUGUAAAUACAUGUGUUGCAUUUUUACUGCAAUUUAAAUGGGAUAAACUGGUAAAUCAGAAAUGUAUCCCCUCUUAUUUGUAAUGAGUUCCCCGAUUGCAUCUACACCUGUCAGUCUACGAUGUCUUUUGAAAAAUAUGUGUACUGUUUUAUCUCAGUGUUAGACUUUUCCAGCAGGAAACUGAAGUUUAUAAACCACUCGCUCUCCCAAUCCAAACCCAUAGAGAAAAUCCGUGACAACACACAGAAGGUGUUGAUCCACUGCUGCCUCAUCACUAAGUUUAAAUGUUUUAUUUUGUCACUUUUGUGUUUUAAAAACUUAAUUCAGGUUAACCUCAGUGACACAAAGUGACCACACGAGACAGCAGUGGACCAGCAGCUCCUGUGUCCACUGAUGUUUCGCUAUGGGGGUUGAUGUGGGAGACUGAGUGGUUUGUUUUUUGAACUUACAGAAUAGUAAAUAAUUUGGUACAAACAUUUGGUGAUGUUUACCUCCCUUUUAUGACUUGAAUACUUAAACCGCCUGAAUUGAAAACAUGGGCUGUCGCCAUGGACAAUCUUAAGUUUUUAAGUUGUUUAGAAUUGGUUGAAAUAUGUAGGAGAUGGUGGGGAAAAAAGUAUAGCAAUAUAAUAA
Solea solea (common sole) is the source of this 3783-nucleotide messenger RNA. It is a transcript of the gene buc2l, whose product is annotated as bucky ball 2-like. The transcript has 4 exons. The record is from RefSeq and is a predicted model, not a curated record. Bases 94 to 2586 code for a protein of 830 amino acids. Lineage: Eukaryota; Metazoa; Chordata; Actinopteri; Pleuronectiformes; Soleidae.